CAGCCCCGCCGCUUCGGCUGGGAGGAUACUACCAUUCCGAUUAGGGCAGCUGUUGCCAACGAUGCAAUGCCUCCUUCAUGGAAUGAACGCUGGGCAUAGGCACCGUGUAGUGCCGUGGUCUUCUUGAAGAGGCUGCACCGUCCUGGUCUUUUGUGAUUAUUCGCCACAAACAAACAGCCCCGGAGCGCAUAAGGUACCCAGUGAAGACUUGGACACGCGGGUUUAUGGUUAGCGGAGAGAAGCUGGAGCGGAAGCUGGAACCAUGGGUUUAACAUUAAGCCUUUGAUGAACUGAAAUAAGCUGGACCCUCUUGACUCAUCCAACCCGCUCCUGCCCAUAGCGGGGGCUCCCCUUUCCCCCUCACCUUCCAGAGUUAUGGCAGGCUUUAAGCGUGGCUACGAUGGCAAGAUCGCCGGCCUGUACGACCUGGACAAGACCCUGGGCCGUGGCCACUUCGCUGUAGUCAAGCUGGCACGCCAUGUCUUCACUGGGGAGAAAGUGGCGGUGAAGGUGAUUGACAAGACUAAGCUAGACACAGUGGCGACGGGCCAUCUUUUCCAGGAGGUCCGCUGCAUGAAGCUGGUGCAGCACCCCAACAUUGUGCGCCUGUAUGAAGUGAUAGAUACGCAGACGAAGCUUUAUCUCAUCCUGGAGCUUGGAGAUGGAGGAGAUAUGUUUGACUACAUUAUGAAGCAUGAGGAGGGCUUGAACGAAGAGUUGGCUAAGAAAUAUUUUGCCCAAAUUGUCCACGCUAUCUCCUACUGUCAUCGGCUGCACGUGGUGCACAGGGACUUGAAACCCGAGAACGUGGUGUUCUUUGAAAAACAAGGGCUGGUCAAGCUCACUGACUUUGGAUUCAGUAACAAGUUUCAGCCAGGAAAAAAGCUGACCACCAGCUGUGGAUCUUUGGCAUACUCAGCUCCUGAAAUACUACUGGGUGAUGAGUAUGAUGCUCCGGCUGUAGAUAUCUGGAGUCUUGGUGUGAUACUGUUCAUGUUGGUUUGUGGCCAGCCACCCUUCCAGGAAGCUAACGACAGUGAGACCCUCACCAUGAUCAUGGACUGUAAAUACACUGUACCACCUCAUGUCUCCAGCACCUGCAAAGAUCUGAUAGACCGCAUGCUGCAGAGGGAUCCCAAACAACGAGCCUCCCUGGAGGAGAUUGAGAGCCAUGCCUGGCUGCAGGGGGUGGACCCAUCCCCAGCCACCAAGUAUAGCACUCCCCUGGUCUCUCACAAAAACCUGUCAGAGGAGGAACAUAACAGCAUCAUCCAGCGCAUGGUGCUGGGAGACAUUGCAGAUCGGGAGACCAUAGUCGAAGCCCUAGAGACCAACAAAUACAACCACAUCACAGCUACAUACUACCUGCUAGCAGAAAGAAUCCUGAGGGAGAAGCAGGAGAAGGAUGUGCAGACCCGCUCCUCAAGUCCCAGCAACAUCAAGGCACACUUCAGGCAGUCCUGGCCCACCAGAGUGGAUAUGCACCAGGAUAUUGAGGAUAGUUUAGCAGCUUCGUCCAUCUCUCACGCAGGAGGCCCUCAGUCCCCUGCUCGCAGUGCUGAGAACCUGCUCAAUGGACAUCGCUCUAAAGCCAUGAUGGAGCUGGGCAGACGGGAAGAGAGCACGGUGACUGACUCUCCGGGGUCGGCACAGGGAGCGUGUGCUGCUGCUUCAGGUCCUGCUCCUGGCACCAUCAGGACUCCCACUCCCUCCACCUCAGCAGCAGCUAAGCAGCGAACCUGCCUGUUCAGAGUGGAGGAGGAUGAAGAGGAGGAGGAAGAGCAGGACCCGUCUCCCCUACCAACUCAGGUGAUCCUGCGGCGGAAGCCCCCCUCCAUUACCAACCGCCUUACGUCCAGGAAGAGUGCCCCAGUGCUCAACCAGAUCUUUGAAGAGGAGGGAGAGUCCGACGAUGACUUCGACAUGGAUGAGGGUCUGCCGCCCAAACUCAGCCGUCUCAAAAUGAACAUGGCCGGGAACGCCGGCACUCUGAGCUCGUCGUCGUCCCCGGGAUCCACGCAGAAGCGCUAUCAUCGGCGCAAGAGUCAGGGAAGGGGAUCGUCAUGCUCGAGCUCUGAGACGAGCGAUGAUGACUCCGAGAGCCACCGGAGGCGCCUGGAUAAAGACUCAGGCUUCAGCUACAGCUGGAACAGGAGGGACAGCAGUGAAGGGCCACCUGGCAGCGAGGGGGGGAACGGUGGAGGCAGCAGCUCAGGGCAGGGGAAGCCCCCCACUGAGGGAGGAGGGUCCUCUGGCCCAGACAGGGGGAGUCCUGGAGCGGGAGGUAACGGAGGAGGACAGAGUGGCAGUGGAGGAGGGGGGAGUGGGGGAGGAGGAGGGGGUAAUAAAGGACAAGACAGCCCUUCCAGUUGUUGUAACAACAGUAGCACUACUAACCCGUCCCUUGGCUCUCAGCCCCGGGCCUCGCGCACUGCAAGCCGCAGCGCUGAGCUGGUGGAGAGUCUCAAGCUGAUGAGCUUGUGCCUCAGCUCACAGCUGCAGCACCACCACGCUGGGAGAGGUGGUCGAGGGGGUGGGGGGAAAUUCAUCAUAGACCCCCAUAGCCUCUCAGGAGGGAGUGUGAAAAUCCAGGAGAAGUCCACCUGGAGGAUGUGCAUCGGGUCCACUGGGAGCCUGGACACCAUCACCCUCCCCACCACCACUAUCACCGGCCUGCCUCGCACCCAUACCCCACAACACCAUCACAACCGCAAAACGGUGCCGCACAGCGGCCCGGGUGGCAGGAACACUCAUGGCAACCUGAGCACCCUGAAGAACAGCGUGAUUCAACUACCUCUGUGCGAGAAGACCAUCUCUGUCAACAUCCAGCGAGGUGGAGGCUCCAGGGAUGGCCUGCUCUGUACCUCAGCUCCAGCCAGCUGCUGCCAGGUCAUCUGAAGCUCGCUGACACCCUGUGGACCAUGACCCACCGACACCAAGUUUUCUCAGUCACUCUUCCCCUCCUGCUUCAGGUAGUUUCUUUGAACACUACUCUGCUUUUGAACCUUCCUGUCUAGUUUGCUGUAGCAGGUAGCUGAGCUCCCACAACCACCUGCCUCUCAGCUCACCACCUCUCCUGUCACUUUUUGUUCCGUGCCCUGCUCCCUACCAAUUGUUGGUGGUUAUAAAUGUCUAUUAGUGUUUUUAUGUUUUUCAUUAUAUUCUUGUUUUAUGUGUCCUGACUGCACUUUGACAUUCUAAAUGAUUUGUAUUAGAGCAUUUAAAAUAAGGAGGCUCGCAUUUAAAGUGGACCUGUUCUGCUCAUUUCCAGCUUUGUGGUUUUUAUUCGUGGAUUCUAUUAGAGUGGCUUUGCAUGAGUCACUGUUUAAAAUAAUAAUUGCUUUUCAUUUUUAAUUAGACUGACUUCAUACUAGUUAGUUCACCCUCUGUCUGAAACAGUGUAAAAUAAGCUUCCGUACUGUUUCACGUAACAGCGCCUUUAUGAGAAAAGAAGGAAAAGCAGAAUAGGUCCACUUGAAGAGCAGAGCAUUAGGGCCACUGUGAAAAGCAUUUUGAGAAGUAUUUAUUGGAGUGUAAAUUAAAAAAAAAAAAAAAGGAAAAAUACCACGAGGUAAAAUUGUAAUUUUACAAACCUGUACAUAUAAAAGUUGUAACUGUAUGACAAAGUUGGGAAGAAAAAGUGAUUGUACUCUGAGGUAAAGUUUACAUUUUCUAGGAGAAGGUCAUUAUUAUAAUUAUAUUCCUGAAAACAUA
Maylandia zebra (zebra mbuna) is the source of this 3714-nucleotide messenger RNA. It is a transcript of the gene snrka, whose product is annotated as SNF related kinase a. Gene Ontology annotation, molecular function: ATP binding; protein serine/threonine kinase activity. The record is from RefSeq and is a predicted model, not a curated record. NCBI's taxonomy places the organism in Eukaryota, Metazoa, Chordata, Actinopteri, Cichliformes, Cichlidae. Gene Ontology annotation, cellular component: cytoplasm. Gene Ontology annotation, biological process: intracellular signal transduction; protein phosphorylation.